Molecule: messenger RNA, 3282 nt
Organism: Pichia kudriavzevii
Lineage: Eukaryota; Fungi; Ascomycota; Pichiomycetes; Pichiales; Pichiaceae
Exons: 1
Coding region: 1-3282 (1093 amino acids)
Biological process (GO): protein import into nucleus
Cellular component (GO): nucleus; cytoplasm
Molecular function (GO): nuclear import signal receptor activity
Source: RefSeq, a predicted model, not a curated record
AUGUCCAACAUUCCCGAGGAUAUCCAGCAGACGCUUGGAAACUUGCUCACUGCGUUGUCAUCUACGGACAACGCCUAUCGUAAGCAAGCAGAACUUGUAUUGAAUAAUGAAUGGUGCAUCAGGGAUAAGGUUGAUAUUUUGUUAGUAUUUUUGGCAGAACAAGCAGCCAAUGGUGCGGAGGAGAACACACGUGCGUUUGCAGCAGUUUUAUUUAGGCGUUUCUCGAUUAAAUCUCCCAACUAUCAGGGGUUCUCUGUCACUGACAGACAAAUUGAUCAUAUUUCAGUGCCGGCAAAAGUUGAAAUUCGCCGUUUGUUAUUGCAGGGAUUUACUUCACAGCAAACCAAGAAUGUCAGGCAUAAAUUAGCAGACGCAAUUGCAGAGGUUGCUAAGGAUAACUUUGAUUGGCCAGAAUUAUUGCCUAUGGUUUUGCAUGCAACUAGCUCAAACGAUGCCGCAAUGAAGGAGUCUUCAUUCAGAAUGAUUGCAACAACUCCUCAAAUAAUCAGUAAGCAUGAUCUAAAUGAAUCGUUUCUAAAAAUGUUCCACUCUGGGUUUGAGGACGAAUCUGAUGAUGUAAGAAUAGCCACUUGUACUGCAUUUGUUGCCUUUUUUGAAAAUCUACCUAAGUCUAUGUGGUCAGUUCUAUCACAGCUAUUACCGAAUCUUUUAAACUCUUUACCGAGGUUAUUGAGCAGUGGUAACGAUACUGCAUUAGCAUCCGUCUUGGAGAGCUUGAUUGACUUGGUCGUUCUUGCCCCAAAGAUCUUUAAGCCAAUGUUUGAAACAAUCAUUAGCUUUUGCUCACAGGUUGCUCAGAAUACAGACUUAGAAUCAAAUGCAAGACUUACAGCUUUGGAGUUGUUAACUACUUUCUCUGAAACUUCUCCAAAUAUGUGUAAAAGAGAACCAUCUUACUCCACCACCAUGGUUAUUAUUACCCUAAAAUUGAUGACUGAAGUCUGUAUUGAUGAUGAUGAUUGUUCCGAAUGGAAUAACACGGAGGAUCCAACAGAUGAAGGAGAUGAAGAUGAAUAUAAUGCGGCAAGACAGGCACUUGAUAGAGUUGCUCUUAAAUUGAAUGGCCAAUGUCUAGCUACCCCGUUGUUCCAAUAUUUACCACAUAUGCUUCAAUCUCAAAACUGGAGAGAGAGACAAGCUGCACUAAUGGCAUUGUCAUCUGCCAGUGAAGGGUGUGCAGACGUCUUAAUUUCGGAAAUUCCAAAACUCCUGGAUUUGGUGUUGCCAUCUCUGAACGAUCCACAGCCAAGAGUCCAGUUUGCUUGUUGUAAUGCUCUAGGCCAAAUGUCAACAGAUUUUGCUAGCGUUAUCCAAAGAACUUCUGGUGGUAAGAUCUUGCCAGCUUUGAUCUCAAUGCUAUCCACUAAUAACGUUCCUAGGGUCCAAACACAUGCAGCAGCUGCAUUGGUCAACUUCUGUGAAGAAGCAACUAAAGAUAUUGUUGAACCAUACCUUGAUGAUUUGCUUAAUAACCUAUUAAACUUACUUAAAUCAUCUCCAAAGAGAUAUGUCCAAGAACAAGUAAUCACUACGAUAGCUGUUGUUGCAGAUGCUGCUGAAAAUAAAUUCAUCAAGUACUAUGAUACUUUGAUGCCAUUGUUGGUUUCUGUGAUGAAAUCCGAUGUCGACAGUAAUGGCAGAACAUUAAUUGCGAAAUCUAUCGAAUGUGCUACAUUGAUUGCCACGGCAGUUGGGAAGGAAAAAUUCUCUGAAAGUGCUAAUGAGAUACUUGAGAUUUUCACUGUAUUGCAAAAUAACUUACAAGGUGAAGAUGAUCCAGUCAAGCCAUACCUUGAAAAAGGUUGGAGUAGGGUCUGUAAGCUUAUUGGUAAAGCAUUUGUUCCGUUUUUGCCUGGCGUAAUUCCACCAUUAUUAGAACAGGCUAAGGCAACUCAGGACAUUUCCAUAGUGGAAGAGGAUCAGCUGGAAGAAAUCAAUCAGAAUGAAGACUACGAGGUUAUUCAGUUGUCUGGAAAACACAUUGCAGUCCAUACAUCUGUACUAGACGAUAAGGCUUCUGCUAUUGAAAUCUUGAAACUAUAUUCUGAAGUACUCGGCUCUGCUUUCUUCCCUUAUGUUCUUGAAAUUGCAAACGAAAUUGUUAUUCCCGGUCUUGAUUUCUAUUUACACGACGGUGUCAGAGGUACGUGUGCAGUUACCAUGCCUUCCUUGUUGAAAUGUUGUAUUGAAUCCACUGGCUCAUCCCAGUCUACAGAGUCUUUCACCAUUUGGAAGGGAAUGGCCAACAAAUUGAUUUCACAGUUGGAAUCAGACCCGGCACUAGAGCUCUUCUUUGCAUACUAUUACGCUCUAUCAAAAUGUCUUGAUUUGAUGGGUCCUCAAGCUCUAGAUGAUACACAACUAGUCAAUCUUGCUAAGUCUAUACAUGGCAAUUUAUCUGAUGUUUAUGAAAGAAUCUCAAAUCAUGAUGAAGUUGAUGAUGACUACAAUGAGGAAGUUGCGGAAUACGAUGAAGAUUGUACCGAUGAGGAAUUAUUAGAAGAAGUCGUUAAAGGUAUUUCCGCCGUAUUUGAAAACAGUGGUCCAAGAUCUAUACCCAUUUUCAUGACAUUGGCACCAGUAGUCAGCGCAUUCUUGAAGGAUGAGAAUCCUAUACUUAACAGAUUUGCAAUAUCAAUUAUUUGCGAUUUAGUCAAGUUUGGCGGUGAGCAAGCGUUCGAUUUUAAUGAUCUAUUUUUGAACCCCGUUGGUACUUCUCUUUCUUCUUCUGAUUCAAAGGUUCGUGAAAUGGCAGCCAAGUGUGUUGGUUUAUGUGCACAAUCAAUUAACAGUGCAAAAUAUUCCCAAUUUGCAUUGGCCUGUCUACCAUCAUUGACUCAAAUGGCCUCGAUUCCAGAUGCUCGUGCCCCUGAUAAUAUCGAAGCUACAGAACAAAUAUGCGCAACUAUUGCAAUUAUAAUUCAAUGCUACGGUAACCAAAUUCCAAAUGUGAACGAUUUAAUCAAUUCAUGGAUAAGCCUUCUGCCAAUUUGUCAAAAUAUUGAGCUUGCCAAGAUAGCAUAUCCUUUCUUAACCCAGUUGGUCAAUCAACAACAUGAGAUUGUUGCAUCCAAAAUCCCAAAAAUUGUGGAUAGUGUUAUUCAAGCUUUACUAUAUGCCUCCAUUUCUGAUGAUGUUGCUGUAAAUGCGGUCUCUGCGGUUAAAGGUUUAUUGGCAACAUUACCAGAAUCACAAAGUAUGACCAUAAUGAAUGGUUACAGUACCGAAGCAAAGGCAGUUAUAUCAAAGUGGUUUGUAUAA